GUUUGGGUCAGUGCAACUCAAUGAUCAUCUCUGUUUACGUGCUGCGCAAUAGUCACGAGACCACUCGUUGCACAACAGUAGGUGCAAAACUUGCAGUGUCAUCGUUGCAGCGCCACUUAGUGAGUUUUCCCGGACCACAACCGAUCGAGAACCGACGAUGUCUCUCACCGUGAAAGCCUAUCUGGAGCGGCCGGGCGGGUCGGCCGACCAGCCCGCCCAGGAGAUCCGCCGCUUCGCGAUCGACCAGGACGUGUCGUCCAACUACGAGUACCUGUCCCGUAAGGUGGCCCUGGUGUUCCCGUCGCUCAACGAGCCCGGAGACUUCCAGCUUUUCUGGAAAGACAACGAAGGUGACCUUGUGUCCUUCUCCAGUGAUGAGGAACUGAUGGAAGCCCUUGGAUAUGAUGGCAUGGUCAAUGAUGGCAUCUUCCGCAUCUAUGUGAAAGUGCGUGGCGGUGGUAGCUCCCAGCCUGAUGGAAUCUUCCACCCCAAUGUGGUGUGUGACGGCUGUAACGGCCCAGUGAUGGGGUCACGCUUCAAGUGCACGGUGUGCCCCGACUUCGACCUGUGUGGCACCUGCGAGGGGCUGGGUCUACACCCUGAACACGAGCUGCUCCGUCUGAGGAACCCAGCCGCACCGGGACACCCCCCGUUCUACGCCGGGAUGUUUGGCCCCCCUCCUCCCCCUGGAUGCCCUCCUGGACACCCCCCACCCCCUGGACAUGGCCCCCCUCACCACGGUGGCCCCCCUCACUACCCCGGACAGCACGGAUUCGGACCAGGAGGGCCUGGCUGGUUCAUGCCUCGCCGUUGGUGGCGUCAGUGGGCCCGCGGGAUGUUCGGACCCAACGGAAACGGCAGGCGCCGCUGCCGUGACGAGGAGGCCGAACCCGAGGCUGCUGAGGAGGCUAAACAGGCACCCACUGAUGGGGAGGAGCCACAGGAGUCAACCAAUCAGGAGGCAGGAGGUGAUGAGGGUAACCAGGAGACAGGUGGAGCGGCUGGACCACGUGAGGAUGGCGGUGAGGCCCCGCCCGCGUUUGAUUACCUGCAGCACGUAGGACAGGCGGUGGCAAGCAUGCUGGAUCCCCUGGGCAUCGAUGUCGACAUCGACGUGGAACACCAGGGCCAGCGCAGGAAGUGUCCCCGCCGCUGGGCGGAGUUCGAGGGCGCGUGGGGUCAGGGUCAGGGCGCGGAGGGCUGGGGCUGGGGCUGCGGGAAGGGAGGAGGAAAGUGCGGCAAGAAGGGCAUGAGGAAGGCCAUGAAGAUGCAGAGGAAAAUGCAGAAGAAGGGAAAGAUGGCGGGGGAGAAGAAGGGAGCUGAGGAGGAGGAGGAGAGGGAGGUACCCGUUACCAUGGAAACACAGGAGGGACAGGAGCAACAGGCUGAGAAACAAGCAGACCAGGAGGUCAUGGAGGUGGCGAAGGACGACAGCAGCAGCGAUGCAGACGGCUGGACCCACCUCAGCCCUAAGGAGGGAGAGUUCACUAACGCUGAGACAGGGGAGGGACCAGAGGCCACUAAACAGAAGCGCAAGGAGCAAGCUGUGGUGACGGCUCAACCACCUGCUGCUGGAACUGCAGGCACAGGGGGCGCUCCUGUCACCACCCAGCCGUCCCCCUCCCGCCCGACUGCCCCUCCCCCAGCCAUGGCUGCUGCGGAGUUCGAUAAACAGCUGGCAGAGGCAAUCGCACAGAUGGAGGCCAUGGGCUUCCGCGAUGACAAUGGCUGGCUGUCCUCCCUCCUGGUCGCCAAGAACUACGACAUCGCGCAGGUGCUGGACUCCCUGUACCCCUCCGGGCGCAAACCAGACAGCCUUCCGCCGUACGUGUAAGACGGCGUACUCUCCCGCUCAACCUCACGUGAUGACGACAAGAACACCGCUUCUAUAUCGUAUACACAGCAAAUAGUUGUAUCAGCAAUUCUUGCACUUGCCUCAAAGAUAUCUGUAACUAUCUAAAUAUGGCAAUCACUCGAGAUCUUUAUUUGCAAUCAGAUACAGAUUCAUGCACCAAUACAGAUCUGUAUAACUAGGUAUACAGCAUAAGGAGAGGAUGUACAACAGACAAGGCAUCCAAACGUCUGUUGUAGUGUGCCGAUCAAGGUCAUAUAAAGGUCAUACAACAACCUGUACAUCAGCCAGUCAUGAGUAGAAGUUACACAUCUACUUACUUACGUACACACAGAAGUCAGCUGGAUAACACUAAGAUUCAAUUAGCUGGAUUCACUAGUAGUCAUUGCUUCACCUUUAAACAGUUUGAAAUUUUUCACUGAAAAAUUUGCAAACGACAAAUGCUUUGGUGAUUUUUCUUAUUUAAAAGUUCAUGGUUCAUGAAGAAAGUUUAAACUACACGUCUCACAUUUUUGUCAUCUUGUCAGUGAGGAAAGGGGAGAUAUGUUUUAUUGCUUUUAUUAUUUUAAUCAACUUUAUUAUUAAUCAGCUUCUUACUCUUUCACUAUGUUAUUCACUAUCUUGGCAUUUAAAAGCUCAACAAGGAAUGUGUUGUAUAAGAUCUGGCAUAUGUGGAAUAUUGAGAAUGUGAAGCACCUUACGGCGUAAGGGUCUGUGUGUGCAGGUUGAAGUGUUCUUAAGAUGGCCUUAAGAUGAGAGAGAAAAAAGAGAAUGUAUGGCUUAAAAUGGUACAGAGAAUGUGGAAAUUAUGAAAAAUAAAUGGUUA
Messenger RNA from Branchiostoma belcheri (Belcher's lancelet), 2678 nucleotides. Its product is annotated as sequestosome-1-like. Lineage: Eukaryota; Metazoa; Chordata; Leptocardii; Amphioxiformes; Branchiostomatidae. Gene Ontology annotation, biological process: aggrephagy; mitophagy; endosome organization. Gene Ontology annotation, cellular component: amphisome; aggresome. Gene Ontology annotation, molecular function: protein kinase C binding; zinc ion binding; K63-linked polyubiquitin modification-dependent protein binding. The coding region runs from base 158 to 1834 and encodes 558 amino acids. The record is from RefSeq and is a predicted model, not a curated record. The transcript is spliced from 9 exons.